CAACAACAGAAAUCCGCCAGAAAUCAGAUCCUGUAGGAGAUGUAUCUUAAAAUAACACGUUCUUCACUGUUUAGGAGAGAUCAACAAAUGAAGCUUGUACCCGUACUUUGACAACAGCUUCCCGCAGUCCACGUUUGACAGGUUGUUCAGUCAGGCAGAGGACGCAAAGACGGUCAAGAGAAUUGAGAACUGCUCGUAGCAACACUAUCACUAGGUGAUACAAGACAGCUUCAACAUGAUGGGUGUAGCCAUAGAACAGGACGAACAGGCAGCAGUUGAUAUAUUGGAGUUCACAGAUGAUAAGCACAAAGAUAUGACAUUACUCAGGUUGAAUACAUUCAGGAAAAAUAACCAGCUAUGUGAUGUAGCUCUUGAGAUCGGGGCCCAUGAGAUUCGGGCGCAUAAAGCUGUAUUGGCCUCCGUCAGCAAGUAUCUCUUCGAUCUAUUCACACUGGAGGAAGAAACUAACGUUUCACAUUAUAAACUCAAUGGCUUUGACUACAACCAUUUUGUGAAGCUGGUGGAUUAUGCUUAUACUGCAAAUCUGACAGUGCCGGAGGAUGAGGUGAAGGGUCUCUAUAAAACAGCCAUGCAGCUUAAGAUGAAACGUGCAGCUGAGGGCUGCUCAGACUUUCUAGGGGACCGUCUCAAUGCACAGAAUUGUUUAGGAAUUCGAGCGUUCGCUAAUAUCCAUGCUGACACAAAGCUGACCCAUAAGACCAACGAGUACAUCCAGAACAAUGUGGAAGCAGUAAUGAACAGCCAGGACAUCAAGAAGUUGCCACGAGUCUGCAUUGAACUUAUUGGUGUAGACAAUGAGACAGACCAGAAUUAUGGGUCUAACGACAGGCAAAUUUGUAAACUUGUGGUCGAUUGGACUCAGCGCAGUCUCUUGGAUGCCGUUUCACUCGAUAUGUUAACAGAUCAUGUUAAUGUGCUUUAUAUGACCUCUGACUUCACUCUGAGAGACUGUGUGGAUUGUGACGACGAAGAUCUGAACGGAGCUGACAUCAUCACAGAUUAUAAGAAGCUUAAAACUAAACGACAGGGUAAUACUCCAAACAAACAAGGUACAGGGAAGAGACGUCUCAGUCCAGGGUCAGCCUCACAGAUCAAACAUGUCAUGGGAGUGGAGCCUAAAGACAAAGAGGUUAGCGAGGAAAAAGAAUUUACAGUUGUUGCCACUCAGAAGAUCAGCGACAAGACACUUAUGUGUAUAGCUAUGCUGGAAGACAACCUUACUGUUAUCUCCAUACAUCUUCGUGCCAAUAGUGACCGUAGUGGAGCCAAUUCCCCUGUUUUAGGAACACCAAGAGAUGGCUCCAUUGAAAAGCAAACAUCUCUGACCCCUCUUGCCCCAAUGAGUUCUCCCCGCUGUAGUGUGGGGGUCUGUGUCUAUAAUGGCCACUUGGUGGCUGUAGGGGGGUACGACAGAGGGGAGUGCCUUGCUACUGUAGAGCAAUAUGACAUCCAGGCCAAUAUAUGGUCUCCAUUGAAAUCAAUGAAGAACCCUAGGGGUAGGUUCGAUGUUGGCCUACUGGAUAACAAGUUGUUUGCGAUUGGGGGCUCGAAUGGUCAUAGUGAACUGAGAUCUGCUGAGAUGUAUGACUUUGGAUCUGCUGCAUGGGAACCCAUUGCUGAUCUAAGCUUGGAGAAGUCCAGUGCAGGUGUUGGUGUGCUGAAUGGCCAAGUCUAUUGUGUGGGGGGCUGGGAUGGUAUAAAUGCCAUCAAGGAAUGUGAAGUCUACAGUUUAGAUACUAAUACAUGGCUACAGAUGGCCCCAAUGAAUCAUGCAAGAUCCCAAACAGGUCUUUGCCCCCUGAAUGGUUUGUUGUACGCCGUGGGAGGUUGCAAUGCUUGGACGUGUCAUAAUUCUGUUGAAGUCUAUGAUUCUGAAAGCAAUGAGUGGACACUGGUGCCACCUAUGAAGACGAAUCGUCGUGGAGCUGGAGUGGCUGUUUUCAAAGGUCAAUUGUAUGUGAUUGGUGGGCAUGACGGCAGCCAGUCUCUCAGCUCUGUGGAGAUCUUUGACCCCAACACCCAAACUUGGAGGUUUGGACCCGAUAUGGUCAGCUGUCGUGCCAAUGUGGGCUGUGCAGUAAUGGGCAACAGGCUGUUCGCUGUUGGUGGAUUCAGUGGAAAGGCUUUCUUGGAUCAGAUGGAGUAUUUACAUGAAUCUGGGCAGGAAUGGUGUAGUUACCUGCCAAAAGAGGGCUCUGAUAGUAAUGGCCUCAAUGGACAUACAUCACACUCACCUCGUGAUAUUGAAGUCAUGAAGGGAAACAUCUCAGUUGUCAAUGGGUCAUCUAAGCACAAAAACGGGCCAGAUCUGUUGGCCAAUGGGAAUGCUUCGGUGACCAAUGGUGACACCCCAGCAGCCAAUGGGGACGAAGCUGUCACCAACGGUGUUCAUUAACUCUGGAUACUAUCCAGCAUCUUGUACCAUAUCUCAUUACGAGGCAACUCUACUCAUACUCUGGAAAUUGAGGGUUGUAUAGACUCUACAUACAAACUUUUGGCAUUUGGCACUUUAGCCUAACAUUGACAUAGGGUAUUUUGCAACCACACAAGGUUACAUAGCUUACUCUUGUCACCAUGCAGGCCUACGAACCACAACAUAUUACUUUUAAUUAUGAGAGUGUUUUUAAAGAUGGCUUAUGUAGACUUGACCAACCACCUUAUCAUCUUGGACAAGAGGAUCAAAUAUCUAUUAUUAAUUUUUGGACUUGAUAUCAAAUCAAUGUUCCGAUUGUAAAUAUUCUACCUUAUUUUUCCAAGUAGAGGUUGUUAAGGCACCCAACGUUAUCUAAUAUAUAUGGUUCUUGGUAGGACAAAUGACUUAAACAUACUACAGAAGUUAAGUCAGUGUGAUUACAAAGCAUUUUCUGAUUGCUUGUAAAUGCACUCAAACAAGGAGUAAUUUAACAGAAAAAAGACUGCAAUAGAUUUGUCAUCAGUGAGCAAUGAUAGCAUUACUCCAUUAAGUCAUUUGCCUUUUGAGCAUGAAUAGUGUGACAAGAACCAUUUCUAUUUGUUACUCUGGCCUCAUGUCUUACACAUCUGCUAACGGAUUGAAUAUGUUGUUAUUGUGUGUUUUUGAACAGGUCUAAAGUGUGACAGAAUAUUUAAAACCAUUUGAUAUUUUCAUCUGCCAUAUUUUACGAAGCAGAUUGUCAUAGACAAUUGUACAAACAUUAAGAUCAUGGUGAUGCACUUGCCGCUUAUUAAUUGUGUUUUCUAAGAAAUAUUCUCAGAAUUGUUUUUUGUGCUCUGAGAACGAGAGUUCGAUAAUGAUAUAAACAUUGAGUGUUCAAUGCUGCUAUUAAUGCUUUAUUUAUUUCAACUGCUUGUAAUUAUGCACUCUAAUGAUAUUGUGUGCUGUGUACUCUCUCAGUGUCAUAAAUCAUGUAUAAAGUAGAUU
Owenia fusiformis is the source of this 3421-nucleotide messenger RNA. NCBI's taxonomy places the organism in Eukaryota, Metazoa, Annelida, Polychaeta, Sabellida, Oweniidae. The record is from the annotation of a GenBank genome assembly.